Elaeis guineensis (African oil palm) is the source of this 2582-nucleotide messenger RNA. Its product is annotated as AT-rich interactive domain-containing protein 6. Gene Ontology annotation, biological process: regulation of transcription by RNA polymerase II. Gene Ontology annotation, cellular component: nucleus. Lineage: Eukaryota; Viridiplantae; Streptophyta; Magnoliopsida; Arecales; Arecaceae. The record is from RefSeq and is a predicted model, not a curated record. Gene Ontology annotation, molecular function: DNA binding.
GCAAGAAGCUCAGGUUACGAGAUCUGUUGCUUCCCCCUUUCCCUCCCCCAGUCUCGAAGGAUUAGGGUUAAGGUUCGUUUUUUGAAGUGGCCUCGAUUGAAACCUCAUCGGGUUCAGGGCGCUCUGGAGCUGCGAAUCACCUCCCAUUAUUCAAACCCUGGUUCUCUUCCUGGUUUUUGAUCGCUGUGAGAAACGGCGUUUCAAGAAAGCUAAGUUCUUUCCUCUUUUUCUCUGCAGAAUGUUAGGGAUUUUAAGCGAUUUUCUCAUCCGCUUCACUUAGCUUUUGUUAUUGGCUCCGUUAUUUAAGAAGUUGGGGCUUGCAUUUCAAUCAAGAAGGAAAUCAGGGCUCUGAAUCAUGUGGAUGAAGUUGAAUUGGUGAAGCGGGUGCGAGGAAGAAGAGGAGUUAGGGCUAGAGUUUUCUCUCUUUUCUUUCCCUCAAAAAGGUCGGAGCUUUUAUUUCUAGUCGUUUGAAUUAGGGUUUUUGUGGCAAUCCUGAGGUAGAAGUGGAAUGAUUUGAGGGACUUUUCUGAUGAGCAUCUCUCCAUGUACAUUGUUUCUCUUUGCGACAUGAAGUAGGUUCUUUGCUUGGGUUUGUGGGAAUCACGGCUACAAACAUGGAUCAUGAGUAAAUUAGGGUUUUGGAAGAAGAUUUUCAGUCAUUAUUUGCUUCUGGGAAUUCGUGGAGAAACCUAAACUAGUUUUCAUGAUCUGUGGAGUUUAGUCCUGUUAUCUAGUUUCGAUUGGUUCCAAGAGUUAAUUUAACAAGAUGAGUGAGACGAAAGAUAGCAGUGAAUCAUCAGACCAAGAAAUGCCGGAACUUUCAGACGACGAGCUGAUGGAUGAGGAGGCUGAAGAUGAGGAAUUCUCACCUUUAAUUGAGAAUCCUAUGGGGCAGAACUCUGAGUUUCAAACAGAAGCUUUUGCGGGAGCUUCUCGGGAACCUGCUUCAGUUGAACAGACUGCUAGAAGUGAUAGGAUACCUCCUGACCUCAAAAAUAAUGAUGAAGAUCUUGGUCCAAUGAUCGGGAAGGACAGUGCCUCAGCUCACAUUGAGGCAUCUGAUAUCAGGACUGGCGAGGAGCGUGAGCUGGAUAAUGUACAAUUGGAGAAUGGAGGCAGAUCUGUUGCAAUAGAUAAUAAUGCAGCUCAUUCUGAAGAAUUUACAGAGGCCUCACUGAAACAGGAAAAGCAAUGUGGAGAGUACCCAGCCCACGUGGAGGGUUCAAACCAGUCUUACACUUUUGACUCAUUCCUGGAUGGUGAUGACUCUGGAACAGAGGAAGAACAGGCAGCCUUCAUUAAGGAGCUUGAGAAUUUUUUCAGGGAGAGGAGCAUGGAGUUUAAGCCUCCCAAGUUUUAUGGAGAAGGCCUAAAUUGCCUCAAGUUAUGGAGGGCAGUGACUAGAUUGGGUGGUUAUGACCAGGUGACGUCGUGCAAGCUGUGGCGUCAGGUGGGAGAGUCUUUCAAGCCCCCUAAGACCUGUACUACUGUAUCUUGGUCAUUUCGAAUUUUCUACGAGAAGGCACUUCUUGAGUAUGAGAAACACAAAAUUCGUAUUGGUGAUCUCCAUGUGCCGAUCUCUUCCCUUCCGGAGACUAUGGUUUCUGAUCACCAGGUAGGUGGAAAUCAAUCAUCAGGCUCAGGUAGAGCCCGGAGGGAUGCUGCAGCACGUGCUAUGCAGGGUUGGCAUUCUCAACGCCUACUUGGUAAUGGUGAGGUUGGAGACCCGAUCAUUAAGGAUAAAAGCCCAAUGCCUCUUGUGAAGCAUGAUAAACUUAAAAGUUUACUAAGGAGGAAGAAAGCAUCUAGCCUGGAGCGUGCAGCCAAAUUUGCACGUACAAAAGUCAUUAGGCCGCAAACGGAUUCAAUGGUUGUUGAUGUUGGGCCUCCUGCUGAUUGGGUGAAGAUCAAUGUCCGGAGGACUAAAGAUUGCUUUGAAGUCUAUGCUUUAGUUCCUGGACUUCUGCGUGAAGAGGUGCAUGUUCAAUCAGAUCCUGCUGGUCGUUUGGUUAUAUCUGGUGAGCCAGAGCAGCCUGAUAAUCCGUGGGGUGUCACCCCUUUUAAAAAGGUUAUUACAUUGCCUUCUCGAAUUGAUCCACAUCAGACAUCAGCAGUUGUUACCCUACAUGGCCAGUUGUUUGUACGCGCGCCUUUUGAGCAGUCAGAUCUAUAGUGGUGGGGUUUAGGUUUCUCAGACUAAUCUCUCUGUAGUGGCAAAUUUGGGGAGCAGUAGCAGAAAUUCUGUGUUGAUGGUCUACUGGAAACUUCAGGCUUGAAGAACUCUCAUGCUGCAGAGGUGACUGUUAUUGUUUGAUAUCAAGCAGCAUAGCUUGAAUACUGGACCUUUGUUUAUGUAGCUAGCAUAUGAGCUGAUGUUUGGUACCGUUAACAAUGGAUGUUGGCCCAAUAUAAUUGGGAUAUGGCUGUUGUUUAUGUUUAGGGAUUACUAAGCUUGGGUUGGAGAAAAUUGAACAAACAGUUGCAACUUAGCGUAAAAGAACACCAACUAGAUGUAUCUAUCUACAUGUAAAUCUAACUUAUGUUAAUGCAUUGGAAUGCUACAGGCUUAUCUGUACUUCAUA